AUGAAUACCACCGUGGCUCUUUGGAUAUGGCGUCGCUUGCGGUCAUCGUGUUUUUGGCUUCCUGAUGAUGGGGAAGUCGAAAUUCCACCUUUUGUUUCGCAUAGUAAGGAAUGUUUUCAAUUGGUGUCAGACCAGCCGGAGAACAGCCUUCACCAGAACCACUCUGAGCACGACUAUCUUCUAUAUGAAAGCCAUCUCUCCGAAGAUCAACCCCAACCUAAGGGGCAACUCGAACCAGUGCUAGAUGAACCACAACACCCAAUCCAUUCCCUCAGCGCCGACAUACUGUACUAUCUCGCAGUGGCCUUCCUCCCUGUGAACGAUACAGCCUCUCUUGCACUGACCUGCAAAGCUGCAUUUAUAGCUGUGGACGGGAAAAAGGUUCUCCAAGAGUGGCAAAGCCAGCCCUUAGCAUGUCGAGCGGAGUUCCUACGGGGGCUAGAACGGGAUUUCCCAGGCCACAUCCUUUGCUAUCAAUGUGCAAAAUUUCAUUCCCGAUUUCAAAGUGAAUAUCAAGAUGUAGAAUGUGAUUUUAACAGCUGCCAAAUGUAUUAUGGGCAAUGUUCGUAUCGUGUGUUGUAUAAAUGUGCCAAAGAGAUUGUGAAUCAUUAUCGGUUUGGCCCACGAUACGGACGCAGUGAGCGUGAACUGAUACCCAAGACGUUAUAUUCCAUCUCAAAACCGGAGGAUGAUGUUAAGGGAAUUGAUUGCAUCGAUUUAAAGUGUGUUGGCGAAGGAGACAACGUUAACCUGAUUUUCAGGCGGUACAUAUGGGUGGAGUAUGAUCUCUCAAAUCCAAAAUCGAGAGAAGCGGCAAAAUAUGUAGUCUUGAUGAACAGCCUCCAUAUUUUGGGCCCCCACUGGAGGAUGGAUAACCUGACCGAUGAAAUUCCUCCCACGAGUUAUUGCUGUAAGUGGUGCGGCGCUGAGAGGGAACACUCCAUAGUGCACUUGCGGGAUAAACCUGGGUAUGCUGCUCUUCGAAGCACGCUAUGGGAAAAUGUAGGUCAAUGUGAAAACACAGAGCAUGGACUGUGGACUCAUGUUUGCGAUGAUUGGUUAAUGCACCGGGAGGAGGAGCAGUAUGUUCCCAUUAGGCAGUGCGAUUUAACGUACUUGUAUGCCUUCGUCGGUGAUGCCUCCUGUGCUGAUCGAGAAAGAUAUUAUGAUCCAUCGGUUGAGUUCUAG
Molecule: messenger RNA, 1188 nt
Organism: Nannizzia gypsea CBS 118893
Lineage: Eukaryota; Fungi; Ascomycota; Eurotiomycetes; Onygenales; Arthrodermataceae
Exons: 1
Coding region: 1-1188 (395 amino acids)
Source: RefSeq, a predicted model, not a curated record